GGUGAGCGACAAUGAGUUCAAGGACGGUGCCCUGCACCGACGGUACGACAAGCUCGCAAGAUGGCGGCAGCCGAGCAAGGAGUCGCCGAGGCGAGGCUGACGCACUUCCGGGACCGCCCCCUCUCCGUGACGUACUUCCCGCCCCUAGCCCGCGGGUGCUGCUUGCGCGAUGCCGUUGUCAUGGCAGCGACCGGGAAGCCCGGCUAGGAUUUGCUGGGGAUCCCAGGAGUUGCAGACGCGCCGGGUGUGGUUCCAUGAGCCGACCAGACAAGGGGGCUGAGGCUGCGACCCCGGAGACUGUGACUGAAGAACUGCUCGGGGCCAGCCCUGCACUGGAGACUGGAAGCAAGGCACCUGGAUGAUGAGCCUCUGAUCCUGAGCCCAACACCGCAGGCUAGCCUGAGAGCUGGACAUACUCAGACAUCCAGCUCCACAGACAGGCAACUGCACAGAGGAGCUGUGAGGAUGGCGCACCUAUUAGGCAGCCAGGCCUGCAUGGACAGCCUGCGCAAGGACCUCACCGACCUGCAGGGUGCCAUCGUGGAUGUGUUCUCCCGUGCCGGGCCCGUGCGCUUCCCCUCCUGGAAGUUCCCUGAUCGUGUGGCCUGUGACCUGGACAUGGUAGCUCUGCUAGAGCACUAUGACCAUGUGCCUGGUGACCCCGAGUUCACACAGCUGUCCCAUGCUGUGCUGCUGGAGCUGGUCAUUGACAGGCUCCUGUUACUGCUUCAGAGCUGUGCAAGUUACUUGGAGAACCUUAGCACAGAGCAGAUAAUGCCCCCUGUUCGGGCUGCAGGACCCUGCAUGUCUGUGGGGCUUACAGUGCGGCGCUUCUGGAACAGCCUGCUGAGGCUAGGCAUGCUCUACCAGCCGGUGGCUCCCCAGAAAAGGGCAAACCAAGGAGAGAACCCCACGUCCAAGCCCACAGCCAAGGGCGAGCCGGUCAGGAGCCCUGAAUUUGUGAUUGCCAAGUUCAUCAAGUCCCCCUCCCCAAUGCCAGACUCACCCCAAACCAACCAAGAGCCUGGCAGCCUUCCAGUCAGCGCUGCCCUACAAUGUCCGGCCCGAACCGUGGAGAACACCAGGAGCGUCCACUCCCAGACUGUGGAGACAGCCCUGGUUCCUUGUGAUGCGUGCACCAGCGUCCAGGGUAGCCUGCAGGAGGUCGGCAAGGUGGUCAUCAGCCUGUGUCAAAGCCAGAACUUGCCCUCGUCCUUAGGCCAGUUUCAGCAGCUGGUGCAGGACAGCAUGGGGCUCAGGCCACUGCCAGCCGCCACUGUGGGCCACUGGGCGACAGAACAGAGCAAAGACCUGACCCGCCUCAGUAAGCACGUGGGGGCCCUCACUCAGCUUGUUGGGCCUCUCAGGGCCCAGCUGGAGGAGGCUGAGGGCCAGAAGGCUGGCCUGAGGAAGCAGGUGGGGGAGCUGGAGCAGGCACUGCAGCAGGAGCAGGGGGAGCGGCAGCACCAGGCAGACGAGGCCAAGCAGCAUCUGACCAAGUGGGAGUGUGACAAGCAGCAACUUCUCACAGAAACAAGUGACCUCAAGAUGAAGGUGGCAGCUCUGGAGGGGGAGCUAAAGCAGCAGCAGGAGUCCAUGCAGGCCAUGGAGACAAAGGCCCAGCAGCUGCAGGAGGAAGCUGAGCGCAGGGUGGAGGCUGAGAGGCAGGUACAGCAGCUGGAGGAGCAGGUGCAGCUGCUGGCAGGGCGGCUGGACGGGGCCAGCCAGCAGAUCCUCUGGGCCAGCACAGAGCUGGACAAGGAGAAGGCCCGCGUCGAUAGCAUGGUCCGUCAUCAGGAGUCCCUGCAGGCCAAACAGCGAGCCCUGCUACAGCAGCUGGACAGCCUGGACCGGGAGCGGGAAGAGCUACAGGGCAGUCUGGAUGAGGCUGAGGCCCAGCGGGCCCAUGUGGAAGAGCAGCUGCAGAGCCUGCAGAAUGAGAGGGAGCAGGGGCAGUGCCAGCUCCGGGCCCAGCAGGAGUUACUGCAGAGCCUGCAGCGGGAGAAGCAAGGCCUGGAGCAGGCGACAACGGAUCUGCGGCUGACCAUCUCGGAGCUGGAGCGGGAGCUGGUGGAGCUGAGGGAGCGGGAGCGGCUGCUGGUGGCCUUCCCAGACCUGCACAGGCCUACUGAGGCCCAAAUCCAGAGCUCUGGCAACAUCACUGAUGACAUGGAGAGGCAGGUGCAGGCCAAUGACAUCCGCAUCCGGGUCCUACAGGAGGAGAAUGGGCGACUCCAGUCCAUGCUGUCCAAAAUCCGGGAGGUGGCCCAGCAGGGAAGCCUCAAGCUGAUCCCGCAGGACCAGCUCUGGGCCCCUUCAAGCAAGGGGACCCGGGGAACAUCACCUCCAGCCCCGUUCCCAAGGACAUCCCCAGGACCGCUGGGCAGAAGGCACCUGCCUGGCAGCAGGACAGCCAGUGCGGGCAGGACCCUGCCAGGCCAAUCCCGGGCAUCCCCAGCUCAGCAGCCCUGCAGCCGGCCUACCAAGUCCCCCCUGGAGGACGUGACCCAAUCGACCAUCUGCACCCAGAACCCCAUCAGGGCCUUGGCCAGGCUGAGAAGGAGACUCUCUCCAGGCCGGGGCCAGGUCAGCUCUGCACACCUGCCCCAGGAGCGGCCCCUGUAGCCUGCAGUGGAGUGGGGCUGGUGGGCAGGUGGCUGGCAACCCACCUAAUGUAAUAAAGCCCCGCCAUCUGCCCACAGAAACCUUGGCCUUGCAGCACUGGCUGAGCCCAGGGAAGAGUUCUUCCUUCCCCUUCCUGGGCAGGGACUACUGAGUCCCCAGCCACAGGGGUCACUGGCCAGCAGAGUCCUGGCACACUGUGGGCCCUCACUACUGGGAGCUUCAUUCCACAGUCCUCACUGACAGGGCAGUUAGAGAAAAGGGCACACCGAGGGCAGAAAGAUGCGUCUGGCAUUUGGGUCAGGUGAAGGGAGUCUUUCAAUCCCCUUGCAAAGACCGGAGGGUAGCAUGGACUCAGUGAAGCGCACCAGUGACGAGCAGCGUCUGGGCAGAGGUGUGCAGAAGGACAGCAGCUGCCAAGGUGGGCCCAGUAUGAGGCAAGGAAGGAAUCAGGCUGGGGUCCCAGCUCUGAGGCAGGCACAAAGAGGGCAGCGACACCUUCCUUAGUCCCGGGUCCUUCACUGAGGAAGCCCUCAGCUUCAGGAAAUGUGAGUUGCUAAGUGUUUCUCUGAAUCCAUGAGUUGCAUCUCCAGGGGUCACUGAAGGCAGAACAAGGACUACCCAACUAGUGUCACACCCCAGGCAGCUCUGGCUUUUCCAGGCCGGUCCCAUGGGAUCCACCCCGCACAAGAUGCUGCCUGCCAGCCACACCAGAGCCUUAGCAAUCAUUUUCCUCAUGAAGCAUCCGGCCUGCCUUGUCACCUCACUGAAGCCAGGCUCUGUGACCUUGUUGAGCACCUCUCAGGGUUGGCGCUCCAGCUUCCCAUGCCAUUUCCUCCUGGUGAGGCCAACAGUGCCUCAGUCUAGAGAAGGGUCAAGAGUGGAAUUGAAUGUAGCUGAGCUGGCAUCACCGGGGUCUGCCCCACUCUUGUUUCUGUGGAGCCAGGGGUUUCUGAGGGAGCCUCACAAGUGACAGGCAGCCUUCGGGGGGGGGGGGUCCCUCAGGCAGGAGGCCUAGGCCCAAGUGCAGGGGGCUCAGCUCCUCUCUGCAUUCAUUAGCUCAUAGUUGUGCAGGUCAGACGUCCAUGCCUAUGACUAGAUUCUCACUCAGGGUCUUAGAAGGCUGAAAUCAAAGUGUCUGCCAGGUUGCAGUCCCUUUUGACAUCUCUGGAGACGUCACUUGUAAGCUCACUUAUUGUUGGCGGAAUUCCGAUUCCUGGAGUAGUACACUGAUGUCUAUUUCCUGCUGACUAGCACAUGGCCUCCCCACCUCCAAGUCUGAGAGAUUUAUAAUUCCCUUCAAAUUUCUUCAGAUUGCCUCUUCUACCACUCAUCAGAGAAAACCCUGCCUGCACCCGGCUCACCUGAUUAGGGCAGGCCCACCUGUGAGCCUCCCCCACCCCGGGGGCAACUGUGCAUGUCGUGUAACAUCACCUAAUCGUGUAAAAGCCACUGGAGUCACAGUCGCAAGAUUACAGAAGGCACAUUCACGGGGGCUGAGGGAGAUCUCGGGGGGCAUUUUAGAAUCCACCUCCCACCAGCAGUAGAGCCCAAGCCAACGUGUUCAUCUUAACACAUCUACACGAAUGUUACGGUGUCUUAUGUAAAAUAUAUCCAUGUUUAUUUCAUAUUAAACCUCCCCAUCCCAAGUGUUCUAAAAAAUGAUGCCCCUGGAAGAUGCACCACAAUGACUUGUGGCUUCAAGUAUCCUGGUCAGCAACCUGCAGCCCCACCGAGAAGCACAGGACCGGUGGUUUCUAAGGCUCUGGGCCCGGCCCGGCAGGACAGGCAAUGGGAGCUAUGGCUCCCAGUGCCCAAGGUCCG
Talpa occidentalis (Iberian mole) is the source of this 4446-nucleotide messenger RNA. It is a transcript of the gene CCDC157, whose product is annotated as coiled-coil domain containing 157. The record is from RefSeq and is a predicted model, not a curated record. Bases 466 to 2625 code for a protein of 719 amino acids. The transcript has 12 exons. NCBI's taxonomy places the organism in Eukaryota, Metazoa, Chordata, Mammalia, Eulipotyphla, Talpidae.